AUGGACUCCCCAUGGGGUCAGCUCAUCUCCGCUUUCGGUUUCACGAUGAAUUUGGUGGCAACAGUUUUGAAUGGACUCGGCAUUUGGUGCAUUUUCGGUUCCACUCCGAACAGCAUGCGCAAUUAUUCGAUUUUGUUACUCCAAACGACGGUGGCCGACUUCUUGGCGAGUGGGGGAGCGGUUUACUCGAACGUUCGUUUGGUUGCGGAAGGCGGGAAAAGGUUGGGAGCGAUUAUCAUCCCGGAGGGUCCAUGCAAAUAUCAGCUGUCGUCGAGAUCUUGUCAAAUUGGAUACUGUAUGAUGCUGGGCUCAAAUCUGCACUCGCUCCUUUCACUUCCGAUGUCAUUCUUCUAUCGCUGGUGGGUGAUUUCCCAUCCGGCACCUAAAAAGUACAAGAUAUUCUUGGCGCUGUUGGCCACGGCCCCAAUGACGCUCGUUGAACAGUUCACUUGCAAUAUCGCUUUCGAGGGAUCGCUGAGUGAUGGGAAUAAAAUGUACGAAAAACGGUUUAAUGCAAGUGUCGAGUAUCCGUCAUCACAAGUCCUUUUCGUCACGCACACCAUUUUGCGUUACCCAAUCAUGCACACAAUCGUUUACAUGGCCAUCAUUUCUCCGAUCGUUUAUUAUUUGGUCUACUAUUUUCGUGCAAAGAUUAACAAAGCUCUGAAUUUGUUGACGAUUUCCGAGGCGACGAAACGGCAACACCGAAAAUUGGUCAAGAUGUUAGUCUUACAAGCGAUUGUCCCCGUGGCUGCUGCCGGCACUCUUCCCCUCUUUUUCCUCUCACAACAAGGCGUUGUCACCGAUCCAAUUUGGCAAUUUCCCUGUUUCCUUCCACUGAACACCGUCUCUCUUCUUCAGCCGAUCAUCAUGCUGUGGGCGGUGGAACCAUAUAGGAAAGCGACUAUCGGAAUGUUUUGGAAACCGAUCAAGUAUCGAGCGAGAACGAAAAAUUCGACGAUCGUUCACUCGACCAUCGCGAUUUUACAA
Molecule: messenger RNA, 990 nt
Organism: Mesorhabditis belari
Lineage: Eukaryota; Metazoa; Nematoda; Chromadorea; Rhabditida; Rhabditidae
Source: the annotation of a GenBank genome assembly